AAAUUAACAUUAAUGUUGUCAUAUCAUAAUAUUAGCAAGUUUAUAUGAGGAAAUCUUGCUUUUCAUCGUUUUCAUAUAAUUAUACGUUAAUCAAUAUUGUGUUAAUAGAAAAUAUUACAUUGAUAAUUAUAUAUAAAUAUAUCAAACAAUUAUAAUUAGUAACAAUUAAUCAAUAUUUCAUUAUCAUAUAAAAUCUAUUAAAUUUAAACUAAAAAUAAUAUCAAUAUAUUAUGUAUCAUAAAAUAUAGAAGUAAAAUUUCAUAUAAUUUUGUGACAUAAUGAAAUUAUAAAAUUAAUGUUUAAAAUUAUGAAUUAAAUUUAGAUAAUAAAAUAAAAUAACAUUUUGUUUAAUUCAAGAAAUCAAAAAGUGUAUAAAGAAAUAAAAGUGUAUUAAGUAUUUAACGUUUAAAUCAAAAGAAAGCUAUUAUUAUGGUAGCCCAUGUUAUGUGUUUAACCUCUACUGGAGGAAUUCCUUUAUUUUCUCGUCAAAAAGGAGAAGGAGAUACGAUGACAUUUUCAAAAAUAGCAUCUCUAUAUGGGAUACACAUGUAUCUUAAAUCACAAAACAUUAAACUUUUAAAUACAAAUUUACCCGACACUAUGAUAAUGUGGAAAGAGUUUGAACAAAGUAUUACAUUAAUAGUUAUUGCAAGUGGAACUACUAAAUCUGUAUUGGAAAAAUUUCUUAAUGCUGUUUUUGGUGCAAUGAUUUUAUUUGUUGGUAUUGAAGAAUUAAAAAGUACAAAAAAUAUUGAAAAAUUAAAGAAAGAUAUCCGUUUAUGUAAUCCAAUUGUUGAUAGUUUAUUGGAAUGUCUUGAUGUUGGUGAUGGAAUUUGUUCAAAAACUGAUAUUAUCAAUAUGACAGAAUGUAUAAUGUGUCAAGAAAAUACUUUAUUUCAGACAUGCUUAGAGGGUUAUAUGGAAUGUCUGGAUUCUAUAUAUGGGUGCAUUUUAAUACAUGGAUGUUUAGCAGUAGCUACAGAAGGAUGGUGGAAUUUAAAUCCUAUUGAAAGGAAAUUAUUAAUAACAGCUAUAAAUACAGAAGAUACUUAUACCACAAGAGACAUUCCAGUAUUUUUACCUUAUAAAAGUCCAAAUGUAGCUUUUAGAUUAGUAUCCAUUACAUUAAUCAAUCAAGUUGAAGUAUUAGCCUUAUGUGGACCAAAUCCAGAUUUAUCAGAAAUUGAAAAACUUGCUAUACAAUGUUGGAAGAAUAGUAUUGAUGCUUUACGCAAUGCAGAACAAUGCUACCCACGAAAUUUACCUUUAUCUAUAAAUCUAGAUACAGAAACGCUUGGAUUUCUUUUAACAAAUUAUAAAGCACAAAAAUUUAUUCUUGGUAAAAAUAUGCAAUAUGCAAAAAACAGAGUCAGUGGUUCUCAUAGAUUGGAUAUAUUAAGAACAUUUUAUCAUCAAGCUGUUGAAACUUAUAUAUUAUCUUCAGAAUCUGAAUAUAAUUCAUCAAGUGAUAAUUGGAAAUUUGUAGGUGCAAAAGAAACUUAUUUAUGUUCAGAAUAUCAUAAAUGUUAUGCAGUUAAAGAUGGUGAUCAUAUACUUUGUAUUUUAUGUACCUCCACAGUUCCUACUCAUACAGUAAGAAUGAUUUGUCAAAAAAUGUUAAAAGCAUUACUUAUUGAUAAACAAGGAUGUUGGUAAAAAUUUAAUGUCAAUUCCUUUUUAUAAUACUCACUUUGUUAUAAUAUACUCUUUUAUUAUUGUCAUAUUUGUUCACUUUUGUAUUGUAAUAUUGUUUUUAUUAUAAACAAAUACUAUAUAAAUAUUAAAAUAGUAAUAAAUAUUUUAAAAAAUUAAUAGAAAUAAAGAUAUAAUAUGACAAUUAUUUGUAAAAUAAAUGAAAUUAAAUGUAUUGUAUUAGUAUAAGAUCAUUUCUUGUUUAGUAAUUUCAACUUUUCAAUUUUAUCAUUCAUUGCAACAUGUUCGAUCAUAUUUGCGCACGCGCUAUUAAUUUACUUGUGCAAUAUGUAACCCUAGAUAAUAUAUAAUAUAGAGAAUCCAACUAUAACAAUAUUUGAUGAAAAGUUUCGACAAAAUAUUACUUAAGUAAUCAGUUAAUGCAGUAAUUAUUACACAAUUAGUAUAAAUUUAAAAAUAUUAUAGAAUAUAUAUUUUUUUACAUUUUUACAUUUUAAUGAACAACUCAUAAAUUGGCUUUUUUAAACAAUUAAUACUGAUAAAAUUGAUAUUUAACGAUGAGUAGUAUAACAAAAAUUGCAUUUGAAGUACAAUUGUAUGAUACAACAAAUUUUUAUAUAGGGUUAGGUUUAGCAAUUAGUUCUAGUAUUUUUAUAGGUUAGUUGAUGUUAUAAUUUUAAUUAUAUAUUUAUUCAAAAUAAAUAUUGUGCAGUAUUAUAAUUAUUUAGGAGCUAGUUUUAUUAUUAAAAAAAAAGCAUUGAUUCGACUUCAAAGACGUGGAUCAUUACGAGCUUCGUCUGGAGGAUUUGGAUAUUUAAAAGAAUGGAUGUGGUGGACUGGUUUUUUAUCAAGUAUAUAAAACAAAAAUUAUUUAAUUAUUUAAUACUUUUAUUUAAUUAUCUUUAUUAAGAAAAAUAUUACUUUUUAAAGUGGGAAUAGGAGAAGCAGCAAAUUUUGCUGCUUAUGCAUUUGCACCAGCAUCAUUAGUAACCCCGUUAGGAGCACUUAGUGUUUUAAUAUCUGCAAUAUUAGCAUCAAAAUAUUUACAUGAAAAACUUAAUUUGCUAGGAAAGGUAACAAUAUAAUAUUACAUGAGAUAUUACUAUUUAUAAUUUUCAUAUAUAAUAUAAUUUUUCAUUUGAAUAAUUGAUAAAUAUAUUUAUUAUUAUUACAGAUUGGUUGCCUUUUGUGUAUCUUGGGUUCUACAAUUCUUAUAAUUCAUUCUCCAAAGGAAGAAGAAAUCAGUACAUUAAAUGAGCUUUUAGAUAAGGUUAAGGAUCCAGGAUACAUUAUUUAUAUAUUAACUGUGAUAAUAUGCAGUAUUUUAAUUAUUUUUUAUUUUGGUCCUAUAUAUGGAAAACAAAAUAUUAUAGUAUAUAUUUGUUUAUGUUCAUCUAUUGGUUCAUUGACUGUUACAAGUUGUAAAGGAUUGGGAUUAGCUUUGAAAGAAACUAUUUUUGGAUUUAGUAAUGGAUUUUCAAAUUGGUUAACAUGGGCUUUUUUAUUUAGUGUUAUACUUUGUGUUAGCAUACAAAUGAAUUAUUUAAAUAGAUCACUUGAUUUAUUUGAAACUACAAUUGUUACACCUAUUUAUUAUGUAUUUUUUACGACAUUAGUAAUAAUUGCAUCUGCUAUAUUAUUUAAAGAAUGGGAAAAUAUGAGUGCUGAAGAUAUUUUAGGCUCAUCUUGUGGUUUUUUAACUAUAAUAAUUGCAAUAUUUCUAUUAAAUGCAUUUAAAGAAAUGGAUAUAUCUUAUGAAAAUAUUAGACGUAUGUUACAGCCUAAACGAAAAUUAUUCAUAAAUAGUAACAAUCAAUGGAAUAAUAGAGAUGAGGAAAGAUUAAUAACUAGGUUGGAAACAGAAUUAAAUCAUACAUAUGGAGCUCAAGCUUUAACAAGAACUAUAUAGUUCUAUAAAUAUAUAAAAUAUAAAAAUAUGAAUAAUUUUUUAUCAAAUUUAAUUUAUGACUGUAUAAAUAAUAUAAAUAACUGUGUAAAUAUAUUUAUUAGAUAAUGUAUGUAUUAGAUAUUAAAAUAAAUUUAAUUAAUAUUCAUAAUUUUAAA
Molecule: messenger RNA, 3717 nt
Organism: Apis cerana (Asiatic honeybee)
Lineage: Eukaryota; Metazoa; Arthropoda; Insecta; Hymenoptera; Apidae
Gene: fy
Product: fuzzy planar cell polarity protein-like protein
Biological process (GO): non-motile cilium assembly; vesicle-mediated transport
Source: RefSeq, a predicted model, not a curated record